AUGAUCGCCCGCGGACAGUUCAUUUUCAACCCCCUCACUGAACCUCCAAGAAUGGCGUCACAGAUCUCUUCGCCGUCCCAACCGACCCAACCGACGGGGAAGGUCGACCUCUCCAAGAAACUUUCCGAGUUACGAUCGAAUAAUCGCAGACCGCAGACCAAUUCCCGAGACCCAACCCCAAUCACACCUCCUCUACCUUCGCCGCCAGAUCUUUCGGCCCACACCUAUCGGAAACCCGCCCGCCGAAUUCUGUCACACAAGGACCACGAACUCUUCCUCUCCUCUCCAACCUACAAACUCGUUCUCGCUUUUGUCUUCGGGCUAUCUGACUCCGUACGAGGCCAGUCAGUCGCCGAUCUCCAGCAAAAGUCCGAGUCCGAAUCCAUCACCAAGGUCCUCGCAGUCGUGAGCCAGAUUCGGGCUCUCUUGUCCAAAAACCCUCCAAUCGACCAAGGCGGCUCCAGAUUCGGCAAUCCCGCCUUCCGCCAGCUGUGCGAUGAUGUGAAAAGCCAAAGUGCGUCAUGGCACACCGGUAUUCUGGGAUUGAAAGAUGGCGCAGCAACCGAGGAAGUCUCAACAUACCUGAUCAACUGCCUGGGGUCACAAGAGCGCAUUGAUUAUGGAUCUGGCCACGAGCUCAACUUUAUGAUGUGGCUGUUAUGUCUGUACCAGCUUGGCCUUCUCUCGAAGACGGAUUUCCCAGCGGUGGUGGUCAAGGUUUACAUCGAGUACAUGCACCUCAUGCGUGAGAUUCAAUCGGCAUACUAUCUUGAACCAGCUGGAUCACAUGGUGUCUGGGGUCUGGAUGAUUACCAUUUCCUACCGUUCUUGUUCGGUGCCAGCCAACUCGUGGCGCAUCCGUAUAUCACUCCUCUGGGAAUUCACAACACGGCGACCCUGGAUGAGGAGGGAGAUAAUUAUCUUUACCUCGAUCAGGUCCGCUGGGUGGACAGUGUCAAGACGGUGAAGGGCCUCCGCUGGCAUAGCCCCAUGUUGGAUGAUAUCUCUGGCUCCAAGAAUUGGACCAAGGUUGAAAGUGGAAUGAAGAAGAUGUUUGUUAAGGAGGUAUUGGGCAAGCUUCCAAUCAUGCAGCAUUUCCUAUUUGGAAGCCUCUUGCCCGCUGCCGAGGGCAUGAGUGAUCCUUCAGAAGGCGAGAUUGGUGAGCAUGAUGGACAUGAUCAUGCUGGACACGACCACCCUCACGACAGUGCAGACUGGUUCGGUGACUGUUGUGGUAUCAAGGUACCCAGUACCGUGGCCGCGGGCGCCGAAAUGCGUAAGCGCAUGGGUGGAUCGAACUUGCGCCCGAUUCCAUUCGACUAA
This is a messenger RNA of Penicillium olsonii, 1323 nucleotides long. The record is from the annotation of a GenBank genome assembly. NCBI's taxonomy places the organism in Eukaryota, Fungi, Ascomycota, Eurotiomycetes, Eurotiales, Aspergillaceae.